Messenger RNA from Salvelinus namaycush (lake trout), 3721 nucleotides. Its product is annotated as oligophrenin-1-like. The record is from RefSeq and is a predicted model, not a curated record. Gene Ontology annotation, molecular function: protein binding; GTPase activator activity. NCBI's taxonomy places the organism in Eukaryota, Metazoa, Chordata, Actinopteri, Salmoniformes, Salmonidae. Bases 281 to 2650 code for a protein of 789 amino acids. Gene Ontology annotation, biological process: signal transduction. Gene Ontology annotation, cellular component: cytoplasm. The transcript has 23 exons.
AGGAGGUCCUUGGCAACACAGACCCAGAUAGACACGAAAAUACAUUGUAACAAGAAUCAGCUAACAUUGUUUACCUAAUGAAUUAAUGCGUCAAGGAACCAAAGAAGAGUCACUGUGUGCCACGGGUCCAAGGAUUCGACAGCAUUCAUAUCUGGAGGAGUGGGCUAUUCAAAUCUCAAUCUGGAAAUGUUAUCAACAAUGUUCUGCACUGAUUCGAUGCAUUAAUUCAGAUUUCUAACUUAAACAUCUAGGCUACUGUACAGCAUUCCAAAAAUAAGCAAUGGGGCAUCCUCCUCUUGAGUUCAGCGACUGCUAUGAGGACAGUCCGGAUUUUAGAGAAAGACUAAAAUGCUAUGAAUUAGAAUUGGAAAGAACAAGCAAAUUUCUCAAAGAUGUAAUCAAAGACGGCAACAGUGUAAUCAAUGCAAUCAAGGGUUAUUCAGUGGCAGUGCAGAAGUUCUCCCAGACACUCAGUGUGUUCCAGUUCGACUUCAUUGGUGAUUCUCUGACAGAUGAUGAGAUGAACAUUGCGGAGUCUUUCCAGGAGUUUGCUGGUCUCCUACAGGAAGUGGAGGAUGACAGGAUGAUGCUGGUUCAGAAUGCUUGUGAUCUGCUUAUCAAGCCACUGGAGAAGUUUCGCAAGGAGCAAAUAGGAGUGACAAAGGAAAGAAGAAAGAAGUUUGAGAAAGAGAGUGAAAAAUAUUACUCUCAGUUAGAUAAACAUCUGAAUUUGUCAGCUAAGAAGAAGGAAACUCAGCUGCAGGAGGCUGACGAGCUGCUGGACAAAGAGAGGCGGAACUUCUAUGAGUCGUCAGUGGAAUAUGUGUACCAGAUCCAGCAGGUGCAGGACAGGAAGAAGUUUGAUGUGGUGGAGCCUGUGCUGGCAUUUCUUCACAGUAUCCUAACACUCAACAACCUGACGGUGGAGAUGACUCAGGACUUCAUGCCCUAUAAGCAGGAGCUGCAGCUCAGCUUGCAGAAUACGCGGAACCACUUUGAGAGCACUCGUGAGGAGAUAGAGGAGCUGAUGAAGAGAAUGAAGCAGCAAACCCAGAUUGGUAAAAUGCACAGCAAACCAGUCAUUGAGGGCUACUUGUACUCUCAGGAGAAGUGGGCCUUGGGUGUGUCAUGGGUGAAGUACUACUGUAAGUAUCACAAAGACAGUAAGCUGUUUGUCAUGGUCCCUGCUGAACCAAAACCUGCAACCAAACAGGGCCCCACAGAGCUGAAGCUUAAAUCCUGCUUCCGCAGAAAGACAGAGUCCAUAGACAAGCGCUUCUGCUUUGAUAUUGAAACUUACGAGAGAAACACACCUGUCACACUCCAGGCAGUUUCGGAGGCCAACAGGAAGUUGUGGAUGGAGGCCAUGUACGGAAAAGAGCCUAUUUAUCAUUCCCCAAUUCACAAGCAAGCUGAAAUGCAAUUGAAUGAAGUUGGAUUCAAGUUUGUGAGAAAAUGCAUCAACUUUGUUGAAACUGAAGGACUCACACAAGAAGGAGUGUACAGAACUGUUGGCAGCAACAUCCAAGUCCAGAAGCUUUUAAAUGUAUUUUUUGACCAGAAAUGCCCAGGGGAUGUGGAUUUCCACAGCGGUGACUGGGACAUAAAAACCAUCACCAGUGCCAUGAAGUUUUAUCUCAGGAGUCUAGCAGAGCCUCUGAUGACCUACGGUCUCAACAGGGACCUCAUCAUAGCAGCAAAAUCGGAUAAUCUAGAUGAUCGACUGGGUGCAAUCCACUGCCUGACGUACAAACUCCCAGAGAAGAAUCGAGAAAUGCUAAGCCUACUGAUCCAACACCUGGUCAAUGUCUGCGGUAACAGUGGGGACAACCUGAUGACUCCCUCCAACAUGGGUGUGAUCUUUGGCCCCACCCUGAUGAGGGCAAAGGAGGAGACUGUGGCAGCCAUGUUGGAUAUAAAGUUCCAGAACAUUGUUGUUGAGAUUCUCAUUGAGGACUAUACCAAGAUCUUCUGCAGCGCACCAGAUGAGAGUUCCACAGCCCCACCGAUGCCUCCUCCAAGGAUCACCCCAAGGAAACGGCAACCAAUCACCAUCGCCAAGCGUCCGCUCCGCAUCUGCCUAGCAGUUAAUUGUGGCCAGCUCCAGAACACUGAGAAUGAGCAGAAAGGCAGCAGGCAGAAUGGCAGCAGACCAGAGGGGGUGGAUUUUGGCGGGGACACCCCAACGAGCCCCACACCUCUCCAAAGGACCAAACCCAUUACCGCCCCUCCACGGCUCCAUAGGGACACUCAAAGGCAGGCCCUCCUGCCCAAGCCAUCCACCCGCCAGGACAGACACUCAGACUCUGACGUUGCCAAACUUGUCGCUAAGCUACAAGACGGAGAUCAGAGGUCAGAUGCAACAGCCAAUGGUGAGAUAGGAGUCACUGUGAACCGAGCGCAGUCCUUCCAAUGUAGGAGACCACCUCCUCGAAGUGUUGCAGUCAUCAGAGAAGCAAAAAGUGACGGCAUGAUAAAACCGAGGUCUCUAGCUGAGAAGCCUGCCAUCUGCAGACCUCCAACCAGACCCCCUGACCCCCCUAGCCGAUACCCUGCACCCCACAAGAGCCCCACUGCAGCCCCCAGCGAGGACACCCCAGCGUCGUAUGUUGCUUCCAAAGCCAAGUUUUUUGAGAAUGCUUCAAGGUAAUUUGGAAGCUCAUCGGUCUCACCUCCAGCAUCUACUUUACUCAAUGUGAAAGAGGAGGUAUGAUGUCCUGUGAUUUCACCCCCCCCUCCCCUCUUACACUUUGUGAACAAGCAGACAGAGGGAGAGUAAUGGUUUGACUGAGCUACUGCAGAAGCGAUUUAGAGCUAGUUGAGAUAAUAGCUCAGCUUCAUACGUACAGUAUACCUGGAAAUGGGUUUCAAACACGUUACUGGUUUGAAAUAGGCCUUGCUAAGCUUUUAUGAACAAAUUUUGCCCUUAAACCAGAAGUAAAUGUCCGGGCCCUCUCCACAUUUGUUUUUUAAAUAAUUUUCCUUGUCCCUUUGUGAUCAAAACCACUCUUUAUUUUCUCUUAGAAUUUAAGUUGAUGAGUCUGUUUCCAUGGCCUCUACUCCUGUCACUGACCUGUGGAACUGCAGUGAGUAUCUGGACACAUACUGUACUGUAGUGGAACAAAGGAAACAGAGUGCAUUUUGUCCUGUCAGUGGACACCCUCCUGCUUGUUGCUAUAAGGGACCCAAUUAACAUGUUGUUUAAUUUGUGAUAAAGGAGCUCCAGUCUAGAUAUGAAAACAAUCUGUUUAUUAAAGGAGGCCUUUAUAUGUCUCUGUCUGAUCCAAAUCUUGGAGAUUUUGGCAGCUGGAUCGAUAUUUAUACAUUCUAUGGGAUCAACCCUAUAAUGAUAUAAUUUAAACAAAAACAAUUUACCUGUUAACUAAAUUAUGUAAUGUUAACUAAAUGAAUCCUGGUCCAAGUGGCUAGUUCCAGUAUACAGUUAUUUGACUUUUAAACUGCUCGAAAACAAGCUACUGUAGCUACCUAAUACCAUUUGGAUUCACAUACAAGUAGGCUAUACUGUAGUACCCUACUGUAACAGGUUGAAAUGAAAGCAAGCGACUCGGUUGUAGCACAAUAUUGUUAACUACUGUAGUAUCUUAAAGCAAAACUGAGAGCCAAAGGUGCAGAUUCUAAGUCUCAGUUGUUAUUUUACUGCUGCCGUUUAAUUAUUUGUGACUUUUAUUUUCAACUUUUUACUUAUCUAUUUUUUACUUAA